Molecule: messenger RNA, 3719 nt
Organism: Penaeus vannamei (Pacific white shrimp)
Lineage: Eukaryota; Metazoa; Arthropoda; Malacostraca; Decapoda; Penaeidae
Source: RefSeq, a predicted model, not a curated record
AUGAUUGUAGAAGUACAACAUGUCAUCACAGGCUUUGCAUUGCAUUUACAGUAUCUCAUGAGUGCUUCCCCCGUGGCCGCCUAUGGAAACUGGCUUGAGGGAGGUGAACCUUGCCAGUCCAACCUCAUCGGCAACAUCGCCUAUAAUUGGAAAUGCUGGGGGAGCGGAAAUGUCCCAUCAACGCAGCGAGAGAGGCAGGUUGUGGGCUCUUUGGGGAGGGGGACUGCUGGGACACAGGAUGGGAACGGGAGCUACUCGUCCCGCCUGCGCUCUGGCAGCCACCAGCCUGGAAUGCAGCUUGUGGGCGGGGGAGUGUUUCAUUUGGACAACCUGAAGGAGGAGUGUGCUUGGGGGUUUGCUAAGGAAAUCUCUAGUCGUUUCAGAGCGCUCAGUAGUCUGAACAACCCUGUACUUCUGUGGCACACCUUCAAGCAUCUUGACUUUGCCAAUGAUGUUGCUAUUCUGUCUGAGUGUUUGGAAACCUUCGUGGUGGCUCUUGAUGCAUUUAGUAAUGAAGCAAAGUCCUUGGGUCUGGAGUCUCAGAAUUGUCUGAGAACUUUUGUGGAUACCGGCCCAAGGGUAUGUAAAUGGGAUGGUGUUGCGGACAGAGCAGAUGAGCAGCCUCUUGCUCUGACUCUCUUGUGGCAUGACAACCAAGAACAGUUUAACCAGGCAAAAGAACUUGUAGUGAAUCUAGCUCAGACAGUCAUAGUGGAAAUGCAGCAGCAGUUACAACAGCAGCAGCAGCAGCAACAACAACAACAGCAGCAGCAACAUCAGCAAUUACAGCAGCCAGCCCCAUUGUUUACUCAGCCUCCUCCUCAGCAGCCGGAUCUAGCUUUAGGUGGAGGUGGUGCUAUUGGCCAGCCCCACAUUGGGCCUGUACAAGUUGCCCCACACCAGCUCUCAGCCCCACAGCCACCACCCCCACAGAUGGUACAUUCUCAGAUGGUGCCUCCACAAGUCCCUCCCCAUUCUCAGAUGGUUCCCCCGCAUGUGGGCCACCAUCAAAUUGCUCCAGCAGGGGUUCCCUUGCAGGGCCAGGUGGGGGGUCCUCAAGUGAGUGCAGGUGUGAUGCACACAGUGCUGGCCCCUCACCUCCAGGCAGGAGGUGGAGUUGUCUCUCAAGAAGUAAUUCCCCAGCAGGAAGUUAUUCAGGCCACAGUGGUGUCCUUGCCACAACAGGUGGUCCACCUCACAGCACCACCAGUUGUCUCUAGUACAGCACCAGUGGCAAACCAACAGUUGGUGCACACAUCCUCAGGCACGCAACUGGUGACCUUACCUCCAGGGACACAGAUCAUCAAUACAUCUGAUGGACCACGUCUAGUGGCGAUAGCAACGGGAACACAAGUUGCUGCACCAGUGGCUCCUGUCCCUGCUAGUCACCAGUCUCACCCAGGUCCUUUGCAUGACCCCCAAGGAGUGCCCAGUCCAUUGGUGCAGCAGCAGCAGCCAGCCCCCCAAACACUGCCUGCUUCAGUUGGAACAAAUCAUGUUGCCAUUAAUCAUUCCCCAAUUUUGAGUGAUGGGGGAGCCCCACCAAGUAUAACGAGGUCUUUAGGACUCAGCAGUUCAUAUUCAACACCUUCAAUUUCAAAUACUAUAAGCACUACAAGUCCUCACACUAGUGUGGCUCCUCAUGGCAGUCUUGAAAGUCCUUAUCCUCCAAAUGUCAGUGCUUCAAUUCCUCCUCCUAGUACCUGUAUGGCUCUUGGAGUGCCACCUCCAGCAGCUGGGAUAGGAAUGCCCCCCACUGUGACUGCUAAUGCCAGUACUGUGUCUCUUGUGCUCACACCUGGGGUGAAUACAACCACCACCUCUGGAGUUGGUCUUCUUGUUCCUCAAGAUCCAUCAGUUGCCUCUGGUCAGUUGCAUGUCAACCAGUCAGUAGUUGUGGCUGGAGUUCUACCAACCUCUCAGCACCACCAGCCACAGCAGCAGCAACAUCAACAAGUUCCUCAGACUGGUGCCCACUCAACUUUCCUAGGUCCUGCUCCCAGUCACCAGAUUGGUCCUUCAGGAUAUCCCACUUCUCAGACACCAGCUGAACAGCCAGUGAGCUCAGCUUACAUACCUACAGAGUCUGCUGGUCAAGGUUAUAGCCAUGCAGGCACAACCAUAACCAGUAAUACUAGUCACUAUGGGCAGGUGCAUCCACAGCAACAAAGGCCAGUGGGUGUAGGAUUUCCUCCUGUUGGCAUCAGUAGUGGGGGGGAAGGUGCACCUCCUCCCAGAAUAGAAUAUCAGGGACCAGGAGGCCCUGGGGUUAUACCUGCUCAUCUACAUGUCAAUCAUCUUCAGACACAUCACCAGUCCCAGAAACCUGAUCAGCAGCAUCAGCAGCAGCAACACUUACAUCCUCCAGCAACCUACUAUAACCAACCUAACCACCCAGAGUCGAGACCUGUAUCGCUGGAGCAACAAUGGCAACAGUUCCAGCAACAGGUGAAGGUUGAAGGAGGGCAGCAGCAGUAUGACCCCUACUCGGCAACUGAAGAAGGGGAUCAUCAGGACAAUACUAGGCAGCAGCAGCAGCAGGCAUCACAUUCAAAUCUAUCAAGUGUACAACAACAACCUACUUCACAAGCUCAGCCACAGCAAUCUUCACAGCUGCCUCAACAGCAACCACAACAACAUUUUAAUAAUUUUAGCGAUCAGCAAACUCAGCAACAGUCAGGGAAUAGGGAGAAUGAAGGUAGAGGUCCAAGCAAGGAAGAUGGGAAAUCAUCUGGGAGAGAGAGUCCUCAGAAUUCAUAUGCAUAUUAUUAUGGAGGACAACAAAGCCAUGGUGGUCAGACUCAGCGUGCUGGUCCUCCUUCUCCUGAAAGACAAGAACACCCAGGGCAGCAACCUCCUGAUCAGAGAUAUCAGGGUAGUGGACAGGCAGAUGCUGCACAGACUUCGCCAAAUCAGCAGCAACGGGGAUCUCCUCUGGGACAUAACACACAGGGACCAGCUCAGCCAGGGCAGCCUCAGCAGCCAUAUCACCAAGGACAGUAUCAAGGAGGGCAGUUUGCAGUGGCCGUUCAGCAGCCAGAUCAGAAGCACCAGGAAGGGGGAAGCCAAGAAGAACAGUAUCAAGCAAAUAAAACUGAAAUUCCCUCUUCCACUUACCAGCAAGUAGCCCAUCAGGCAGGGCAGUUUCCUCAAGGCCCACCAAAGGAAGGCUUAGCUAUAAUUAGUGGAUCCUCGGAAACACAUUUUCCCCAGGGGACGCCACAUCAUGGGCCUCCCCAGCAAGGGUCUGCAUCACAAGGGCCUCCCCAGCAGAUACCACCUCAGCAAGGGGCCCCAGCAGAAGCACAGUAUCAGCCAGGACCUCCACCAUUACAGCAACAACAGCAGAGCCAGCAGUAUCAGCCAGGACAGUAUACCCCAGCUGGUCAGUACCCUUGGGCACAAUAUCCACAGCCCACCAGUGGUCCUGGGCCAUAUCCAGGAGGUCCUGGUACCUUUGGGAGCAGUCCUGGACCUGGGCCAUACCCAAGUGGGCCAGGACCUUACAAUGGACCAGGUGGGCCAAGCACAGGUGUUCCCUAUACUACAGCAGGACCAGCUGGCUCCAGCCCAUAUCCAGGAGCAAGUAAUGGGCCGGCAGGACCAAGUCCAUAUCCUGUAGGACCUAGUGCAGCUGGAGGACCCACUUCCUAUGCAGUUGGACCUGGACCUAGUGAGGAUAGGCAACCCAUGUUGCAAGAACCAAAAGCAGACCCAGG